AUUCCACCAGCCUUAAAUGGGCCGUUGAAUGGAUAAACUGAUGGGCCCAAGUCCAAUAGAAAGAGUCCAAACUCCAUCACUGUCUCACGGUAUUUAAAACCUUCUCUCCAAACGAAAGCUUUUACCACAAGCUCAUAUCGUGUCUCCUCUAGAACCAUCUUCUUCUUUGUCUUUCGUUUGCUUCAUUUCUUCAUCUAAGCCAUGGCUCGUCGUUCCGGAGGAGGAAGAUCUGCACCUCGCCCUGCAGCCCGCCCUGUUCGUAACCCUCCUCAGCCAGCUCAACGUGCUCCUCCACCAGCCCCAGCUCAAGCUUCCAGUGGCGGAUCUAUGCUUGGGGGUCUUGGUGCCACUAUAGCUCAAGGUGUUGCUUUUGGAACCGGAAGUGCCGUAGCACACAGGGCUGUGGAUGCUGUUAUGGGCCCUCGCACAAUCCAACAUGAAACUGUCGGUACAGAGGCUGCUGGUGCUUCACCAGCACCCAGUAACAGCAGCGUUGGCGAUGCUUGUGGAAUCCACUCUAAGGCCUUCCAAGAUUGCCUGAACAACUAUGGAAGUGACAUCAGCAGAUGCCAGUUCUACCUGGAUAUGUUGAGUGAAUGCCGCAGGAACUCUAAUUCUAUGAAUGUUUGAAGUCGCUUCUAGGUUGCUUUGAUGACGAAAUUCUUGAGAUUAUUGAAGCUUAAAACUAUACAAGUGGUGGGUGUUUUUUUUAUGUAAUGUUGGUGGGCUGCUGCCUAUUGUAUGCCGCUCCUUUAAACAGAUUUAUGUUUAUUCAUAGUUUGAGCUUGGUGAAUGUUUCAGACUUUACCAAGUUGUGGUUGAAUAAAGAUAUCUGGGCAUGACUCGUAAUUCAAAUUGGUUUACUACAAACA
Messenger RNA from Spinacia oleracea (spinach), 872 nucleotides. RefSeq lists its product as uncharacterized. Gene Ontology annotation, cellular component: nucleus; mitochondrion. The record is from RefSeq and is a predicted model, not a curated record. The transcript has 5 exons. Lineage: Eukaryota; Viridiplantae; Streptophyta; Magnoliopsida; Caryophyllales; Amaranthaceae. Gene Ontology annotation, biological process: mitochondrion organization. Bases 202 to 630 code for a protein of 142 amino acids.